AUGGGGUCCGCCUACACACCGGCGCAAAUAACCAAAUAUCUGCAAUAUAUCGCUCUACCAAAUACAUAUGAAGCACACCUCAACGACCCGGAAUCAUUCCCCAAAACGGAAGAAGCAUUGAAAGACCUCUUCCGCUGCCAAAUCACCCGGUUCCCAUACGACAAUCUAACAUGCCACUACUCGACUAGCCAGCUGGCAGAAAUCCACCCAGAAAGAAUCUACACCAAAGUCAUCGGGUGCAAUGACACAGCCCCAACAUGCAGAGGCGGUUAUUGUUUAGAAGUGAGCAUAUUCUUCCACCACAUGCUCCGCGGCCUAGGCUUCUCAGUAUACAUGACGGGGGUCCGGAACCGGCAACGGAUAGACGGUAUUCCACAAGGGGAAUUCAAAGGAUGGUGGGUAUCAUCUGCGUAUCAGGUUACAAAAGGCACAAGCGCUAAAGAGACCAGGACGCACAUCGUCAACAUUGUUCGACUCCCAAGCGGAAAGGAAUACCAUCUGGAUGCUGCAUUCGGUGGUGACGGUCCCCUGAGUCCACUCCCACUGGUGUCGGGGCAGGUAACGCAGAACUUGGGACUGCAGGAAGUACGACUGAUCUACGAUAACAUGCCGAAGCAAAUGCGGAGGGAGCAGAAAAUGUGGAUCUAUCAGUAUCGUAAUGGGGCGGACAGGCCGUGGAAUUCGUUCUAUGCGUUUGCGGAGCUGGAGUGGUUUCAGGAUGACUUUGAGGUUGUGAAUCGGUUUACAAGUUGGGAUGCUGUGCAGAAGGGGAGUUAUGUUGUUGUUAAGUUUGUGAGGAGCGGGGAGACUGAGGGGUUGCCUUUGAUAGAAGGAGAGGGGGGAGGGAGCAAACGAAGAGGUUUGUGUUGUUGGGAAGAUCAUGAUGGUGAACAAUUUGAUUAA
Messenger RNA from Penicillium soppii, 903 nucleotides. RefSeq lists its product as uncharacterized. Bases 1 to 903 code for a protein of 300 amino acids. The record is from RefSeq and is a predicted model, not a curated record. Gene Ontology annotation, molecular function: acetyltransferase activity. NCBI's taxonomy places the organism in Eukaryota, Fungi, Ascomycota, Eurotiomycetes, Eurotiales, Aspergillaceae. The transcript has a single exon.